This is a messenger RNA of Oxyura jamaicensis (ruddy duck), 1833 nucleotides long. It is a transcript of the gene NAE1, whose product is annotated as NEDD8 activating enzyme E1 subunit 1. The transcript is spliced from 20 exons. Bases 100 to 1707 code for a protein of 535 amino acids. Gene Ontology annotation, biological process: DNA damage response; protein neddylation; protein ubiquitination. NCBI's taxonomy places the organism in Eukaryota, Metazoa, Chordata, Aves, Anseriformes, Anatidae. Gene Ontology annotation, molecular function: ubiquitin activating enzyme activity; NEDD8 activating enzyme activity. The record is from RefSeq and is a predicted model, not a curated record. Gene Ontology annotation, cellular component: cytoplasm; nucleus.
GCACGCCGAGACCUCCCCUCACGCCCGCCCCGUCACCGCCCCUCCGCGGGCCGCCUCCCGCCACCCGGCCGCGCCUGCGCAUCGCGGGAGCGGGCCGCCAUGGCGCAGCCGGGCCGGGCCAGCCUGAAGGAACAGCGAUACGACCGGCAGCUCAGAUUGUGGGGUGAUCAUGGGCAAGAAGCUUUAGAAUCUGCCCACGUUUGUGUGAUAAAUGCAACGGCCACAGGAACUGAAAUACUGAAAAACUUGGUGCUACCAGGUAUUGGUUCAUUUACAAUUGUGGAUGGAAAUCGGGUCUCUGGAGAAGAUGUUGGAAAUAAUUUUUUUCUGCAAAAAAGCCAUAUUGGUCAGAGUCGCGCCCAGAGUGCCACUGAGCUUUUGCAGGAAUUGAAUAACGAUGUUUCUGGAAACUUUGUGGAAGAGAGUCCAGAAAAUCUUCUAGACAAUGACCCUUCCUUUUUCAAUCGGUUUAACUUAGUGGUUGCAACACAACUACCAGAAAGUACAUUGCUGCGUUUAGCUGAACUUCUCUGGAAUUCUAAUGUUCCUCUGCUGGUCUGUAGGACUUAUGGACUGGUUGGUUACAUGAGAGUCAUCAUCAAAGAACAUCCAGUUGUUGAAUCUCAUCCUGACAAUGCAUUGGAAGAUCUGAGACUGGACAAGCCAUUUCCAGAACUGAGAGAACACAUUCAGUCUUAUGACUUGGAUUGUAUGGACAAAAAGGACCAUAGCCACACUCCAUGGAUUGUGAUUGUAGCCAAGUAUCUAACAAAAUGGUUCAAUGAGAAAAGUGAUCAGUUGCCUAAGACUUACAAGGAAAAAGAAGCCUUCAGACAACUGAUUCGGCAAGGUAUCUUAAAGAAUGAAAAUGGGAUCCCAGAAGAUGAGGAAAACUUUGAAGAAGCUAUAAAAAAUGUGAACUCGGCAUUAAGUACUACAAAGAUUCCAAGAUGCAUUGAAGAAAUUUUUAAUGAUGAUUGCUGCAUAAAUCUCACAGAGCAGUCACCCUCCUUCUGGGUUUUGGUUCGAGCUCUGAAGGAAUUUGUGGCAAAUGAGGGGCAAGGAAGCUUACCUGUCCGGGGCACUAUUCCAGAUAUGAUAGCAGAUUCCAAUAAAUUUAUCAGAUUGCAAAAUGUGUACCGUGAAAAAGCAAAGAAGGAUAUUGCUGCUGUGGGUAACCAUGCUGCUAAAUUGUUACAAUCCCUAGGCAAGGCACCUGAGUCAAUUUCAGAGAGAGAAUUGAAAUUGCUUUGCAGCAACUCAGCUUUUCUUCGAGUAGUGAGGUGUAGAUCUCUGUCUGAAGAGUAUGGUUUAAACACUUUUAACAAGGAUGAAAUAAUUUCCAAUAUGGAUAACCCAGACAGUGAAGUAGUGCUGUACUUGAUGCUACGGGCUGUUGAUAGAUUUUAUAAGCAGCAUGGUAGAUAUCCAGGUGUCUACAACUAUCAGGUAGAAGAUGAUAUUGGAAAAUUGAAAUUGUGCCUUACAAGUUUCUUACAAGAACAUGGAUUGUCUGUAGUGGUGAAAGAUGACUAUGUUCAUGAAUUUUGUCGCUAUGGAGCUGCUGAGCCACAUGCUAUUGCUGCCUUCCUGGGAGGAGCUGCUGCUCAGGAGGUCAUUAAAGUCAUUACAGGACAAUUCGUAAUUUUUAAUAACACCUAUAUUUACAAUGGAAUAUCACAGACUUCAGCAACUUUCCAGCUGUAGAAUAACCAUCUCACAUUUGUUGCCACCAGGCUGUGCUGCUGUGUUCUGUAAAUACUGUGGUGGUUUGCCACUGACUGGACUGCUCUGUAUUACCUGCAAAAUUAAAGUUCUUUUGUUUGUAAUGAU